AUGCACCGGUCCAAGGGGGAGGAGGAUGAUUAUUGGAACACUUCUCAGUUCAAAGCUUUUACCUUCGACGACGACGAAGACGAUUUCACCAAGCUCAGAGAGUCUCGUUUGGCCGUGAACAGCAUCAAACUCACAGACGACGAUGAAGACGACGUGGAGAAAGUCAACUGGAGCGGAGAACCUGUGGGGAGUAUCUCGUGGUUGGUUGGAGAGACGUCGGCCUCGUCCAAUCAGAAGACAGAUUUCCCCAAAGUGAGCUCAGAGUCCAGUUUGAACAAGACCGGGUCCGGACUGUCCCUGAGCGGAGAUGUCCAGAUGUUUCAUUCCUAUUUGGAGGCAGAACAGCAGAGACUUUACUCCAUGUUGUCUACUGAAGUGUCUUCUGUGACCUGGGCAGGAUUAGCAAAAGUCACUCUGACUCAAGUAAUACUCUUUAAUAGACGAAGAUCAGGUCAGGUGUCCAAAAUGCCUCUGUCAGCAUAUAUGUCUCCAAAAAACCAAGAUGUGCUGGAAGACCUGGGUGAAGCACUCUCUGAUUUAGAAAAGAAACUGUGUCAACAUUUCCGAAGGCUGGAGAUCAGGGGGAAGAGAGGGAGAAAGGUUCCAGUCCUUUUGACACCUGCGAUGCAGGAAUCUUUAGAUCUUCUUGUCACUAAAAGGGACAUGUGUGGAGUUCCCCAGGAAAACACAUACCUCUUUGCCAGACCACAUGCAUUUUCCUGUUAUCGUGGGUCUGAGUGUCUCCGGCAUUUUGCCAAGGCCUGUGGAGCAAAAAACCCAGAUACCCUCACCUCAACCAAACUGCGCAAACAAACAGCAACUUUGUCACAAGUUCUAAACCUCAGCAACACAGAGUUGGAUCAGCUGGCUGAUUUUCUGGGGCAUGAUGUGAGAGUUCAUAGACAAUUCUACAGACUUCCUGAAGGUACACUUCAACUUGCUAAAAUAAGCAAGGUUCUCAUGGCUCUGGAGCAAGGGCGCAUGGCUGAAUUCAAGGGCAAGGGCCUAGAUGACAUCACUAUUGACCCAGAGGACACUGUUAUGGCCGACAGCGAUACUGAGUCACAAGAGGAUGUGGUCACCAUCAGUCAGGGAGAGGACGAGUUGGGGGCUGAAGUUCUUGAUGAGAUCUACACAAGCCAAGAAACUAAAAAAGCAAAAUGCGAAGAAGCUGUUGUCACUCCCAGUCAGGGAAUGGAAGUGGAGAUUGAAAUGUCAGAUGAGUCUGACACAACAUCUCAGCCUGUAAAAACAUCUAAAGGAGCGUGGAGCCGUAAAGGGAGUCAAACUAAAAGCAAAGGAGUCAAAAGGAGAAUGUGGGACAAGCAAGAGGUCCAGGCUGUGGAGAGGCACCUAUCGCAAUUCAUAAGCAGCUGUCGUGUUCCUGGAAAAAGUGACUGUGAGAAGUGUGUACAGCUCGAGAAGGAUGGGGCAGUGCCUGAUUUUUUUGGCUGCUCUAGAACCUUCAGAAAGGGUGGUUCCCACAAGGCACGGUCUAGUCAGGUGGUCCCACAAGUCCAAAACUUAGAAAAUCAGAACCAGGAACAAAACGAGAGGAUCCAAAACUUAGAAAAUCAGAACCAGGAACAAAACGAGACGAUCCAAAACUUAGAAAAUCUGAACCAGGAACAAAACGAGAGGAUCCAAAACUUAGAAAAUCAGAACCAGCAACAAAACGAGACGAUCCAAAACUUAUUAAAUCAUAACAAACUGCACGAGACAGUCCAAAACUUAAUCAAUCGGAACCAGGAAAAAAACGAGACGAUCGAAAUGUUAGAAAAUCAGAACCAGGAACAAAACGAGACGAUCCAAAACUUAGAAAAUCAGAACCAGCAACAAAACCAGACGAUCCAAAACUUAGAAAAUCAGAACAAUCAGAAUCAGUUUUUGCGCCUCAUCCACUUACACUUGGAAGAACAGACCAAGAGGAUCUGCCUGCAGCUGGAGUCGCUGGAGAAAGUUCAGAUGAGGUGUGAUGAAGCAGAAGGUGAAGUCUGCCCACACCUACGAGAUCUGAAGGAGGAACGUCAACAACAUGCUCAGCUGAAAGCCUCCCAUUCAGAGCUCCUCAAAGCUGCCACCGAGCUCAACCAAGAGAAGGUGAAUUUGAAGGAGGAGCUCGAAACGUUGAGGACAGGAGUCGGUUCCUCAGGCCCUCGGGAAUUUUGGGAAUUUAUUUUUAAAUCUUAUAAGAAGAGCAUGUCCGAAGAUCUGAAAAGUGUGGAGAACAGGUUAUCGGAGGAGCGUAGAGAGACAGAGAGACAACGACAGAGGAACACAGAACUGUUGGAGGAGAUGGAGAUUCUCUGUGAUGAACAUGAAAAGAUCAAACAGGAGAAAACACGUCUGCAAGAGCAAAUCCAGCAGAUGUGUGAAGAGCUGCAGAAAGCCCACGCCGAGGAGGAACCAACUUCUCACAUGACUGAAGGACAAAUACAAACUCCACGACGAAGAAGAAGAAGACGAGGACGAGAGCGCGAGAGGAGAGGAAGAGGAGACGAAGGAGGAGGAAGACGGGACAAACUAGAUGAAACCCCAGCUCAGACCUGGGUUAGACCUGGGUUAGACCUGGGUUAGACCUGGGUUAGACCUGGGUUAGACCUGGGUGAGAUCAGGUUUAGAUCGGGUUUUCAGACCUGGUUUAAACCUGGUUUAAACCAGGUUUAGACCUGGGUUAGACCUUGUUUAGUCCUGGUUUAGACCUGCUGGUAUUACGACAUCCGUCCGGUAUUAUGACAUGUCUCUAUUUACUCUGUUUUUGUUUCGCACUCAUGCCUCACAGCAAGAAGGUUGUGGGUUGGAUUCCCGGGUGACCCGGGUUUUUCUGUGUGGAGUUUGUGUUUCUCUUCGUGUCUGGAUGAGUUUCCUCCGGUUUCCUCCAUCAACACAAAACCUGCUCCUGUUCUCCAGAACAGAUGAGAGUCAAAGACACUUAAACACAAUCAAUUCAAUCAUUGUGUCCUUGGGCAAGACACUUCACACACAUCGCCUCGUAUGAAAGUGGUGUGUGUGUGAGUGAUGGUGGUGUUCGGAGGGACCGAUGGCGCCGAUUGACAUGGCAGCCGCGCUUCUGUCAGUCUGCCCCAGGGCAGCUGUGGCUACAACAGUAGUUUACAUCAGCAGGUGCAGAGUGAAUGAAUAAUGCUGAAUAAUGUUCUGUAAAAUAUCUUUGUGACAAAAAGCGGCGUCUCUAUUCAGACGCGCCGCUAUUACAACAUGUUUUAUAUUUGUGACUACAAAAUAAAUCAACUAUUCUAAAUA
Messenger RNA from Boleophthalmus pectinirostris (great blue-spotted mudskipper), 3261 nucleotides. Its product is annotated as putative leucine-rich repeat-containing protein DDB_G0290503. The record is from RefSeq and is a predicted model, not a curated record. Lineage: Eukaryota; Metazoa; Chordata; Actinopteri; Gobiiformes; Gobiidae. The transcript has 10 exons. Bases 1 to 2577 code for a protein of 858 amino acids.